This is a messenger RNA of Theobroma cacao (cacao), 1560 nucleotides long. RefSeq names its product Ca2+ activated outward rectifying K+ channel 5 (gene KCO5). Gene Ontology annotation, molecular function: outward rectifier potassium channel activity; potassium ion leak channel activity. Gene Ontology annotation, cellular component: plasma membrane; plant-type vacuole membrane. Lineage: Eukaryota; Viridiplantae; Streptophyta; Magnoliopsida; Malvales; Malvaceae. The record is from RefSeq and is a predicted model, not a curated record. Gene Ontology annotation, biological process: stabilization of membrane potential; potassium ion transmembrane transport.
GAAACCAACUACCUCUCAACAGCCACCACAAACUCAAAGUUCUGUCUCCCUGGCAAAGUAAAAGGCUUUUCUUUUUCUCCGAUGGAAGAUGAGCCUUUUCUCUCCCCCAAAACAAAAUCCCAACUUCUACCCAUCCUUGAAGAUGACCAUCAUGACUACUAUUUCACAGCCCCACAAGCAAUCUCCACACCAGCCAUCUUCCCAUCGGAAAUUCAAGACCACCCACAGAUUCAACCCCCUUCCCAUCUUGAAUAUCCCAGUACCGGGUCAAAGAAAUUCGGUUCUCUCCACCGUUGUAAAACGGCUCCUGCCAUGGCUGUGAUGCGCGACCUGAAGCCUAAAACACCCCAAGUGCCUAAACCUCAAUCUGAGUCCAGCACCAUUAUCAGGCAAGCUGUGUUCUUGCUAUCCAUUUAUUUAUUACUUGGUGUUGCUAUUUAUUCUUUUAACAGAGAUGAAUUCUCGGGUAUUGAGACUCACCCAGUUGUUGAUGCUCUUUACUUCUGUAUAGUCACCAUGUGUACUAUUGGUUAUGGUGAUAUAGCUCCUUUAACCCCAGCUACCAAGAUUUUUGCUUGUGUUUUUGUAUUGGUAGGUUUUGGUUUUAUAGAUAUAUUGUUAAGUGGGGUAGUCAGUUAUGUUCUUGACUUGCAAGAGAACAUGAUUUUAACUGGGAUUCAUAUGGAGAAAACACAAGAAGGGUUUUCAGCUAAGAAUUACAUUGUUGAUGUGGAGAAGGGAAGGAUGAGGAUAAGACUUAAAGUUGGCUUGGCACUUGGGGUUGUGGUGUUGUGUAUUGGAAUUGGAACUUUGGUGUUGUACUUUGUCGAGAAUUUGGACUGGAUUGAUGCUGUUUACUUGUCUGUUAUGUCAGUUACUACAGUUGGGUAUGGGGAUAGGGCGUUUAAGACUCUGCCUGGAAGGUUGUUUGCUGGUAUUUGGCUUCUGAUUUCGACGCUAGCCGUGGCUAGGGCGUUUUUAUAUUUGGCAGAAGCAAGGGUUGACAAGAGGCACAGGAGGAUUGCCAAGUGGGUGUUGCAUAGAGAUAUCACUAUUGAGGAUUUGCUAGCUGCUGACAUCAAUAACAAUGGUUUUAUCAGUAAAUCAGAGUAUGUCAUCUACAAGCUCAAAGAGAUGGGAAAGAUUGGGGAGAAAGAUAUAUUGCAGAUCUGCAAUCAGUUCAGUAAGCUUGACCCAAAUAACUCGGGGAAAAUAACCCUGCCUGAUCUCUUAGAAAAUCGCUUGUGACAUUGUGCAGACAAGGUUACUUAUAUUCUUUUGAGUAGAGAUGGAAGAUUUAUCUGUCCCUUCUUGGAAAUGGGCAUUGCAUGGGAAAUUGUAUAUUCAUUCAGGUUAGGAAAUCUCAAUUUUAUACUUUUACAAGCUGUGGUGAUGUCAGAAGAAAAAGGAAUUAGCAAAGAUAGAAAGGGCAACAAGAUGCUUUUAAUCUUAUUAAAAUUUUGAAAUGUAAAUUCUUUGUUGCCAAUGUAUUCAUCCAGACAUGCAAUGAAAGCUGAAAAGUAAAUAUAUCAUGUUAUUGGCUCUCUACUUUCUGUCAUA